Molecule: messenger RNA, 599 nt
Organism: Priapulus caudatus
Lineage: Eukaryota; Metazoa; Priapulida; Priapulimorpha; Priapulimorphida; Priapulidae
Product: acid-sensing ion channel 5-like
Exons: 5
Coding region: 1-471 (156 amino acids)
Biological process (GO): sodium ion transport
Cellular component (GO): membrane
Molecular function (GO): sodium channel activity
Source: RefSeq, a predicted model, not a curated record
AUGCCACAUGGUUUUAAAGAAUGCGACAUUAUUAAAUACUUUACCUGUUACGCACCGAACUACUACAAAUACAAUUUGGACAAAUUUGGUCCGCCGGAUAAGUCGUGUCCUGAUAACUGCAUCGUUGACUACUACAACUUUCAGACGUCAUUUAACGUGGCGCCAUCUGUGGUCAUGUCGCAGAAAUUCAACAAGUCAUUGGAUGCACAGAGGAAGAAUAUGGCGAUCCUAGAGGUCUACUAUGCAGACAUUGCGAAUACAACCGUAUGGACUGAACCGUCGUACACUCCCCAAGACCUCAUCUGUGACAUCGGUGGUUUGAUGGGAGCCUUCGCCGGAGCCAGCCUACUCACCAUCCUAGAAGUCCUCAUCUUCAUACGCCCCAAACGCCAUCUGGUGGGCGACAGCGGAACCACGCAGACGAUUGACGUUGAACGUGGGAAACAGGACACGACCGAACAAGCGAUAUAGACGCACAGAGGACGAGCACCUAGAGCGAGAGAAAGUCGCGGAAUAAUGUUUCAUAUUGUUUAAAAGAACGAGUGAUCAGAGGUCUUGAGCUACGAUAGAAAUUUAUAGAUGGUCUCUGGCUCUCUCUC